CGCAUACAGCGUAGAUCAUAGUCGACCAUGGCGGAAUGUGGUCGAGUUGACAGCAACACGAGUACUCAUACCAUGGAUAAAAGCAUUAUUCUUCCGCCCGACGAAAUAUUUCGUAAUUUGGAAAACGCAAAGCGGUUCGCUAUAGACAUAGGUGGAUCUCUGACUAAGCUUGCCUACUAUUCAACCGUACAGCACAAAGUGGCCAAAGUACGAUCUUUCGACCACACCGCAAAGGAAGCUGAUAGUGAUAAACUGUAUGAAAUAUCGGUUCAGGAAGAGGUCACUGCACGCCUGCACUUCAUCAAGUUUGAAAAUGCUUACAUUGAGACAUGCUUGGACUUCAUCAAAGACCACCUGGUCAACACUGAAACCAAAGUUAUCAAAGCCACAGGUGGAGGGGCACACAAGUUCAAAGAGCUGAUAGAAAGAAAACUGGGACUUAAAGUGGACAAAGAGGAUGAGAUGACCUGCCUCAUCAAGGGCUGCAAUUUUGUGCUGAAGAACAUACCUCAUGAGGCGUUUGUAUAUGCCAAGCAUGCUGACUCAGAGUUCCGCUUUCAGACGACCAAUCCAGACAUCUUCCCCUACCUGCUUGUAAACAUUGGCUCUGGGGUUUCCAUAGUUAAGGUUGAAUCAGAGGACAAAUUUGAGCGAAUAGGAGGAAGCUCAAUAGGUGGAGGGACGUUCUGGGGCCUUGGAGCUUUGCUCACUAAAACAAAGAGAUUUGAUGAGCUGCUACAGUUGGCCUCAAAAGGGCAGCACACAAGUGUCGAUAUGCUUGUCAAAGACAUUUACGGAGGAUCUUACGGGUAUUUGGGCUUGACUGGUGAUCUUAUUGCGAGCAGUUUUGGGAAAUCUGCAACUGCUAACAAAGAGUUUUCCAAAGAAGACAUGGCAAAGAGUUUACUCCACAUGAUCAGCAAUGACAUCGGACAGCUGGCCUGUCUGUAUGCAAAGCUCCACAACUUGUCCAGGGUGUACUUUGGAGGCUUCUUCAUCAGAGGGCACCCUGUUACCAUGCACACAAUCACCUACAGCAUCAACUUCUUCACCAAGGGUGAAGUUCAGGCCUUGUUUCUCCGACAUGAGGGCUAUCUCGGGGCCAUUGGGGCAUUUCUUAAAGGAGCAGAGGAAGACAAUCCCAACCAGUACAGUUGGGGGGAGAAUUAUGCUGGGAGCUCAGGCCUGAUGAGCGUUUCUCCAGAUAUGAACCCAAUGCAACGUGCUCGCAGUGGAACAUUUGACAUGUUGGAGAUGGACCGUCUGGAGAGGCAGCUGGUGAACCUGCCUCUGCUGCAAGACCCUUCCUCUUACAUCCCUGACACUGUUGACCUCACAGAGGAUGCCCCAGCCCGGGAAUACUGGCUCUACUGCUUCGAAGAAGCCUUGGAUGGGGUGGUUAAAAGAGCUGUAGCGAGCCAGCCUGACAUGCCGGAGGCAUCCGCGAGGGCUGAAAAGUUCCGUCAGAAAUACAGACACAAGCUUCAGACCCUCCGGCAUCAACCAUUUGCUUAUGGAUCCCUCACUGUCAGAAGUCUGUUAGACACGAGGGAACACUGUUUAAACGAGUUCAACUUUCCUGAUCCCUACUCUAAGAUUAAACAGAGGGAGAAUGACAUGGCUCUCAAGUACUACCAGAAGGCAGUGAAGUCCUUGGAAGAGCUGAGCUGGGAGGACAGACAGUUUGCACUGGUCAGGGGCGUCCUGGCUGGGAAUGUUUUUGACUGGGGAGCCAAGGCUGUAUCAGAUGUGCUGGAGUCUGACCCUGAGUUUGGGUUUGAGCAAGCCAAACGACAGUUGGAAGAGCGGCCAUGGCUUGUUGAUUCCUAUGACCAGUGGCUUGAGAGACUAAAGGGUCCUCCUCAUAGGUGUGCCUUGUUUUUCGUAGAUAAUAGUGGAGUGGACAUCAUUCUUGGGGUGAUACCCUUUGUCAGAGAGCUUCUGUCUCGAGGAACAGAGGUUGUGUUGGCCAGCAACUCUGGUCCAGCUUUAAAUGAUGUAACAAAUGGUGAACUUCUGAUUCUGACUGAAAGAAUUGCUGCUAUGGAUCCUGUGAUUCAGGCUGGCCUAAGAGAGGACAGGCUGAUAUUGGUCCAGAGUGGUUCCAGUUCCCCCUGUUUGGAUCUGAGUCGCCUGGACAAAGUGCUGGCGAUGGUAGUACGAGAGCGAAAAACCGACCUGGUGAUCAUUGAGGGAAUGGGCCGAGCCAUUCACACCAACUACUACGCCAUGCUCAGCUGCGAGAGCCUCAAGAUGGCCGUCAUCAAAAACUCGUGGCUGGCUGACCGACUGGGAGGAAAGCUUUUCAGCGUGGUCUUCAAGUACGAAGUGCCGGCUGGAAAACCCAGUCCGAACUCUGCUGCUGUGACGCCCUCAUGAGCAACCACACCGGUUUAUUUGGAGCUUCGAAUGUAAGGACUGUGAUUGUACAUUGCAGUUGAGUGAAUGUAUGAUUGUAGACUGUAAAAAUUGAAGCAGGCUUUUAAGGAUUAUCAUCAGUAGGAUUUUACAUUGUUUAUUUUUUCACAUAACUGAUUUUACUGUUUGUCUCAUGCACAUGAAAUGACUUUGUUGCAAGUCUUACUAUAAUGCUGUGUUCAGUCACUUAGCUAAUUACUGUCAUCACUGCCUGCUGAUCUCAUUCACCGCCUGGGAAGUCGUCAGGGAACUUUUACAGGAGUUGAACAUUGAUCAGAAACUUGCUGCCAGCACACCUGUGUUCACAUAUGAGAAAGUGUGUGAGAAAUGACAGCUUCUAGCGGACUUUAUACAUUCAUUAAAGUGUGAUUAAUGUGCCUUAAGCCUGAUGUGAUAUAAGCACCAUUCACUGGAAUAGCUUUUAAAGCUACACUUAACACAUAAACAUCUGCUUUUUUUAUAGCAUUAUCUUAUCACAAGAAAAAUUCUGUUUUUCAUCACUGCCAGCCGAGGACUUGAGAAAAUGAGAAGAUUUAUUGUCGCUGUCACUUGUGUGUCUGUUUAAAGUGGAAUUGGGGAAGUUUUCGAUCAGAGGGACAAGGGGCGCUGCAUCAAGUAUGUUUGCUUCCCUCCACAAGGUGGCAGCGUUCUACUGUUAUAUAGAUUUUAAUGAAAUCUUUCCUAAGGUGCUUGGUGUCAAAAUAAACACUGCAUACUUCAGGUUAAAUGUUUUGUAAGCUCUGUAGUGAUACACAUCCAUGUAUUCACUCUAGUUAAUUGGCAUGUAUAAAUGCACAUUAUAAUCCAUCCUUCAAUGAAAAACAUUUGUUUGAGGGCAAUAAUACUGCAACACCUAGUUGUACCAAACAACACUGUGUGAUGAUGAAAUUUCUGACUGUAUAACUUCAUAAAAAUAUCUGACUAAAUCAGAAUUAAAUGAGAAAAACCUCAAUGUGGAAAUGGCUCCAAGAUAUUGCUCCUUGACAAGUGGAUUCAUAUUGAAAUACUGUAUUUCUCAUUUGUACAUAUGUGAUAUAAAAGUGUAAAUAUAUGUAUACACAUAUAUAUAUGUUAAAUUCAGCUGCAUCUCUAUAGUUAUGCACACCAAGCACAAUUUGUGUAUUAUUCUCUUGACAAUCAGUUUGAAUUAAAUGAUAAAAACCUUUA
Melanotaenia boesemani (Boeseman's rainbowfish) is the source of this 3585-nucleotide messenger RNA. RefSeq names its product pantothenate kinase 4 (inactive) (gene pank4). Lineage: Eukaryota; Metazoa; Chordata; Actinopteri; Atheriniformes; Melanotaeniidae. Gene Ontology annotation, cellular component: nucleus; cytosol. The record is from RefSeq and is a predicted model, not a curated record. Gene Ontology annotation, biological process: coenzyme A biosynthetic process. The transcript has 19 exons. Gene Ontology annotation, molecular function: ATP binding; pantothenate kinase activity. Bases 28 to 2379 code for a protein of 783 amino acids.